Molecule: messenger RNA, 3154 nt
Organism: Nerophis ophidion (straightnose pipefish)
Lineage: Eukaryota; Metazoa; Chordata; Actinopteri; Syngnathiformes; Syngnathidae
Gene: msrab
Product: methionine sulfoxide reductase Ab
Exons: 7
Coding region: 31-786 (251 amino acids)
Biological process (GO): cellular response to oxidative stress
Cellular component (GO): cytoplasm
Molecular function (GO): peptide-methionine (S)-S-oxide reductase activity
Source: RefSeq, a predicted model, not a curated record
GCUAUCGCAGUUUGUGGGACAUUUACUCGGAUGUUUGCUCAGAAGGGCGUGUGGGCAAACUGUCGAAGACAGGAGUGGUGGAACAUUGACAGCAAACGGUGUUUCUGGUGCUGUGCGUGGACCGCAGAGGUGGAGAAGACAAUGUCAGAUAAGACUCAGAUGCCGAGUAGGGAGCGCGCCCUCGCGGGACGGGAGGAGAAAAUGUCCGUCGCAGACAAGCAUGCAGUCAACGGCAAUACCACCGUGCAGCCUUUUCCAGAAGGCAUGGAGAGCAUCAUGUUUGGAAUGGGCUGUUUCUGGGGAGCUGAGAAACUUUUUUGGAAGCUUCCUGGGGUCUUCUCCACGCAGGUGGGCUUUGCCGGGGGCUUUACCCCCAAUCCCACCUAUCAAGAGGUAUGCUCAGGGCUGACUGGACACACCGAGGUCGUGAGGGUGGUCUUCUCUACCAAAGACAUUAGCCUGGAGGAGCUGCUUAAACACUUUUGGGAGAACCACGAUCCGACACAAGGUAUGAAGCAGCAUGCCGACGUCGGGACUCAGUACCGUUCUGUCAUUUAUGCAAGCAGUGCGGAUCAACUGGAGCCGGCAUUGAAGAGCAAAUUGGCCUACCAGAAGGAGCUUGAGGCAAAGGGCCUUGGCACCAUCACCACCGAAAUUCUGGAGGGGCAGCAGUUCUUCUACGCCGAGGACUACCACCAGCAGUACCUGAAGAAGGUACCCAAUGGUUACUGCGGCCUUAAAGGCACUGGAAUUUCCUGUCCCUUUGGAGCCGGAAAAGAUGAUUAGUGGCGAUUGUUUCAUGGCUGAUACUUCCAGCGCUAUGUGUAAGUGAUUCAAGUAUAGCAUAGAAACAGGGAUGAAUAAUGAUGAGUUAAUGGGAGGUUUUGUAAUUAUAGAUCUGCUUGGAAUUAACUGCCACUGAUCUUUUAGAGUUUAGUUUCAAUGCAGGAUUUCUUCAACUUACUCACCAAAUCGCUUUCUUCAUUCAACCGAAAUAAAAUUAGUGCUAAGUGCUUAAUCCAAAUGUAGAAUUAUGUAGAGCAGGGGUGUCCAAAGUGCGGCCCGGGGGUCAUUUGGGGCCCUUCAGCUAAUUGUUUAGUGGCCCGCCACACAUUCUGGAAAUGCUAUUGCAAAAAUAAAAAUAAAAAACACUGAAAAAAGUAGAAUGAGGUGAAAUCUAACGGGGAAAAGCUGCAAUGUUGACACAAAGCUGCCAUGCAGGCUGUUUGUUUUUCUUUUUUCUUUCUUUAUUUUGCUCUUAUUGCCAAUGCUAAAAAAAAAAAAAAAGUUAAAACAUUUUUUUAAUAAUGAAUUAUUGACCUAUUUAGGGCUCCAAUUACUUCAAAUAUUUCACUUUAUAAUGUGUUAUGUGGAAAAAAUUAUGUGCUUAAUUGUAUGGCUGCCAUAUAAAAACAGUGUUUUCUUUGACAAAAAAGCAAAAAUACAACAAAAUAAUAGUUCAAACGUAAAACCAAAACAAAAGUUUUGUAAAAACCCGUCACAUUUUUUCAAACAUUAUCUCCUCGGAGCGCGUUGGUCGUGUCGGCUUCAAACUCGCACAGGAGAGAGAUUGAACCCUUCUAAAUAAAAGAUAUCAAAAGAGUUUUGAUAACUGCUCCGGUUUUGAUUUUACGCGCCUUCAAAUAACCCCUGCGCCAAGUUUCCUAAAAUGUAAUUUUUGCCUCGUUGAGCUGUAAUUUGACCCCCUUAAAAUGCUUCAAAUUGCAAGUUAAAGCUCUAAUACGCAAAACAAAAGCCAUUGGAGCCAUGGUACGGUGUGGCGCAGUGGAAGAGUGGCCGUGCGCAACCUGAGGGUCCCUGGUUCAAUCCCCACCUAGUACCAACCUCGUCACCUCUGUUGUGUCCUGAGCAAGACACUUCACCCUUGCUCCUGAUGGGUGCUGGUUAGCGCCUUGCAUGGCAGCUCCCGCCAUCAGUGUAUGAAUGUGUGUGUGAAUGGGUAAAUUUGGAAGUAGUGUCAAAGCGCUUUGAGUACCUUGAAGGUAGAAAAGCGCUAUACAAGUACAACCCAUUUAUUUAUCAACAACAUCCAGAAAGGCCGAGCCGUAAUUUGACGCCUUUAACAUGCUUCAAAACUCACCAAAUUUUACACACACAUCAGGACUGGCGAAAAUUGCCAUCUAAUAAAAAACAAACCUCAAAAUAUUAAAUUGCGAUCUAGCGCCCCCUAGGAAAAACACAGACAAAACUGCUUGUAACUUCUGUUAGGAAUGUCGUACAGACAUGAAACAAAUACCUCUAUGUAGGUCUGACUUAGGACAGGGCUUGGGUCGCGGGGGCAGCAGCCAAAGCGGGCCCGACCAAUGCUGCUUGCAGCUUUAAUUUUUUUACUGUGUUUACUCAGAAAUAAUAAUACAUUUAAAUCAACGGUGUCCUGUAUUAUUGAUAUUUUUAGGGCUCCAAUUACUUCAGAUCAAACAUUGCUUUCUGAAUGUUUUGGGCAAUGGGGGAAAUACUGCAUAUUUCAGUUUUACUAUAGAAAAAACAAAGUUGUCUUUGACUGAAAAGGCAUAAAACCUUCUUUUUUUAAACUUUAUAUCAACCUGAAGCUGAUAAGUGCUCAAUCUAAAUGAAGAAUCAUGUUGAUACAGAGAUUUACUGUAAGCGUUACAUAAAAAAUGAAAAUAAUAAUUUGACUUAUUUUUAACAUGUUAAUGACGGAGACACUAUAUGGUCCCUGGGAGUCCUAAAGGUAAAAAAAAAGAAAAAUCCAUAUUUUUUGAUAUGGUUUGAAAAUGAAAAAUAUCAAAACGGCCCCCGCAUGGUUUAAUUUUUCCGUAUGUGGCCCUCAGUGGAAAAAGUUUGGACACCCCUGAUGUAGAGAUUUGAAACUACACGUGCAGUAACGUGUUCUGCCACAGGGUGGCGACAUUUGUUGUGGACAAAAAAAAGGGGAGAUGAUUCUUGCAUUUGAGUUGCAAUAAUUCAUACAAAAAUUACAUUUUUGAUUGAAGAUAGUGUUGAUGGUACUAAUGUUUUUAAGAAAAAACCUCAUUGAUUGUAAAAAAAAUAUAUACAUCACUCUCAAGCAUAAAGCUGUAGGCCUUCACAAUUGUACAAGCUGACCUAGACAAUUGUCUGAUGGAGGCUCAACUAACUUUUAUCAUUUGAAUAAAUCUCACUUUGGAAACGA